AUGCCUGCAGCAUUUUGUGCUUUUAUUAAGGAUUGGGGUGAUGGAGAUAAUUUGAAACGUGUAUUGUUUUAUAUUAGUAAACAACAUCAUUUUCCACAACGUGCUGCUUGUCUAACUAUUCUGUCGCUGUUAGGCGAGUUAACUGUCGAUUUAUGUGAGAUGUUCAUUGAAGCUUUAUGUGAUGAUCCACAUAUUCAAAAUACUUGUUACAAAUGCAUAACACAUAUUCGUUCUAUUAAAGAUGAACAGCUCCUUCUUCAUCUUUCUCAAUUAUCUCUUAUUCCAUUUCAACAAGCUCAAAUAAUAUUGAAUGAUACUAUGUUAGAUCCUAGUUCUAAUGAAGAUCUACGGUUAAUUGAAGAACAAGACGGUGUUUGGAUAAAUUGCACAUAUUACUAUGCUGGUCCAUUGAAAGAUAUUAUUUGUUCCCUUCUCGUUCAGCAAAUUAUUGGUGAUGCAAAUGAACCUGUUCGAAGAAAUGAAUUCAAUGAUAUUGACUUGAAUUUCAUUGAAUCUGAAAAAUCAUCACAUUUAGUUUCAUGUCUUUAUGAAACCAAAACUGAAGAAGAUGCAGAACCUGAGAGCCCUCUAGCACCGACCGAUUUAAAUGACGGUGGUUACGGCUGA
Molecule: messenger RNA, 627 nt
Organism: Rotaria sp. Silwood2
Lineage: Eukaryota; Metazoa; Rotifera; Eurotatoria; Philodinida; Philodinidae
Source: the annotation of a GenBank genome assembly